AUGGGUGUAUCUGUCUCUAUUCAGCAGAGGGGGCAGCUCAAGAAGACGGCCUUGUUCUUUGCUGGACUGGGACAUCUUCAACCUAUGCUACUGGCAGCCACCAAUUCCGACUACCUACUGGACAGGUUUCUUCUCGAGAAGCGUUGUUCCAGUGAGUAUGUUUCCAGGACAGUCACCUCACUCAUCUUCAUAGAGAUCUUGGCGACUAUUCUCAUGGGAGGGUUUGGAGUGCUCUUAGGGCUAUAUAAAUUCAUACCUGAAGGAGAAGAGGAAGAAUACUUUAGGGGUUGCUUGACUUGUGUCAUCCAAUGGAUCCUCUUCUUUGGGUAUACACAGAUACUCAAUGCUUUUGUCAGGGGUGGAGAAAGGGGACACAUUCAAUGGUUCUACUAUUCCCUACUAUUUCAACACUUUUUUACCUGUAUCAUAGGUGCAGGUAUUGGAUUUAUAGAUGUGGACAGGGCACUAUGGUACCUUAUGAAUAUUCCUGUAGCACCCGUCCUUAUCUUCUUCUACCAGAUGUGGAUUCACAUGUGGUUUAGAGAUUACAGACCUAGAGAUAUUAAGUAUCUUGUUGUCAAGAGUCAGAUAUGGCUAGGUGUUUUAAAUUCGUCUGUUGCAACAGUACUGUGGACGAUAGCCUACUUUCCUGGGUUGCUGGAAGCAAAAAGUGAUGGAGUAACCAUUAAGCUCUCAGAAAACAAAGAGGUCAAUGGAAAGAUCAUGAUUUACAAUGACUCUACCGGGGGUAGGACUAUUCAAGUCAAAGGAACUGCUGAACCUAGUGAACCUCCUGGCUUCUGCAAGUGCACUCAUACUAUACAUCCUGGAGGAACUCAACAGUUCAGAGUAAAUAUAGUAAAAGAUGAUGGCAGCGCCCCGCUAAUCCUCUGCCCAUGCAUUGAAGGACCUGUGGAUGAAGUAGCAGCAUACUAUGAAAAGGAUUGUGACUCAAUUACCCAGGCUAAAGGAUCUCCUCUCCUAAUCUGUGUGAAAUCCGGAAACUCCUACUGCUACUACUGCAAGGGAGAUGCCACCUACUGCGAUGAUCUUGGUCACUACUACUGUAAGGGUCCUGGUACCUGCUGGUACAGGUAUGUCUACAAGGAUAGUGGAAACUGUAAGGAGAUACCAAAGGAUGGUGGUACUGGUAGUGAACUAGGUAAACUGCUUAGCGUACUUAGUAGUGGUGAUAAAACUCUUACCAAGGAUAAGCAUUCUAAACUUAGUGAACCCCUUAAGAAGAAUUUCCAAUCUGAUCAUCCUAAUUAUGACUAUUGGAAGAUUUUGGGUAAUCAUGAUGGCGGUUCAGCGUGGAAUCCUCGAUACUGGCGCUUAUCUCAGACAUGUAUGCCACUGAUUAUGCAUGGUUUAGCGGUUGGAGCUAUGGGUUCAAUUUAUCCUCAUUUAGUCCCAAAGACUUUGGUAUCUGCUAAGCAUGCUCGUAUAUUUGACGUACUCAGUAUGUUCUUGGCAGCAAUUGUUCAGAUUUUGAAUCUUAUAUUUUUUGAGCAUAAGAGUAAGGCAUUUGCUAACAGACCUUGGGAAGGUGGAGACAGAUGGUACCUUACUUGGCUUCUCUAUAUACCAUACUUUUUGUCAUUCCUACUCAUCAUCUUUAACAUUCACUAUCCGCAUUGGAGUAUCUGUUGCUAUAUCAGGAGUCACACUUGGUCGGCGUUUCUCGUUAUGCUUUCUGUUAGUUUUAUCAAUGACCUUUUCCUGGCAGUAGGUAGGGGUGGUAUCAUGGACCAGAGGAGUGGUAAUAAGGGAAUUGAUGGUAGGUAUUUGAAGAAUGAUCAUUCUCUCUUUAACAAGAUGGCUCCGUUUAUGGCCCUCUCUUUUAUACCAUUCUGGUUAACGACAUCUCCAAUGAUAAAGAGUUAUGCUCAUAGUGUUUACCAGUUUCUGUCUGAUAAGGAUAGAGAUUCUUGGCCUACUUCACGUUAUGGGUUUUGGAGUUUGUCUGUCACUCUAGUAGACUCUUUAAGAGAUUCUUUGGGAGAUUCUCAUAGGACCAAAAGGUGA
Molecule: messenger RNA, 2028 nt
Organism: Theileria equi strain WA
Lineage: Eukaryota; Apicomplexa; Aconoidasida; Piroplasmida; Theileriidae
Exons: 1
Coding region: 1-2028 (675 amino acids)
Source: RefSeq, a predicted model, not a curated record